CAAUCGGUCAACAAAGCAAAACAUCAAAAGUAAAAGACUGAAAAAAGUGCCUUCAAACCACUACUGAGUGUUCAUGAUCAAGUGAGCUUCAAGUCAAUAUAUUUUUAUGGUUCCUAUCAAUAGAAGAAAUAGUGUUUCUCUUUACUGAAGACUGGUAGUGAGAUUUAUGAAAAUUCAUUCAGCUAAUUGAUGCCAAGCAAUUGAACUACGAUUGAUUUGUACAUGGGUUAACAAAAGUAUACCAAGUUAUCAAAGCCAAUGAGAAAGCAAAGCAAUACAUACAGAAACAGCCGAAAAUACCAGUGGUUGCCAAGUAACACAUGAUGAAGAAACACUGGGUCAAAAUGUUAUGUAAAUGUUGGGUCAAAUGUGGCAAGGGCGGAUUCAUUGGAAUUGAGUGACUAGUCACUCCCCUUUGGAGUUAGAAAUAAAUGACGAUAAAGGUUAACCAAGUGCAAAGCGGCAAUAAAGAUUUGUUGCUCGGCUCUGGUGAUAUUCUAAGAAUCAACACAACAGUUCCUGAAGCGAAACUGAUCAAGGUCCAACAAGGUGUCCUUUCGAAGCAAAUCACUCCCUUGGAUGUUACACUCAAGGACGGAAUGGCAACACAGUGGCCGUAUAAAUAUGCAGAGCUUGUGUUUAGUGGGAACGUAGUCUUUGAGCAAGGGUCCGUUGUGAAUGUGUCUGGUAAAUAUGGAUUGUCUAUCCAGUCUCUUACUGGGGACAUCACUAUUAGAAGUAACAUCAGUAUGACAUGUGCUGUUAAUGCUUCUGCGAUGGACAUGUGCCUUGGUGGAUAUUCUCGUAGGAUCAUAGAAUGCGUGGCCCAAUUCGUAGCGGUUAUAGUGGCAGGAGCAGGUCCCGGUUAUGUAUCAGAUGAGAGUUGUGAUGUAAACGCACAUUAUCUGUCAUCACAAGGUGCGGUAGGACAUGGAGGCAAGGGGGCAGGUGCACAAAAAGCGGGCUCUGACUUUUAUGGCUGGUUCUAUGAAAGGGAAAAUAUAAAGACAAUGAUUGGAGGAAGUUCAGGGUGGCACUUUAAAGACAGCUAUAAGAUGCCCAGGUCUGGGGGUGGAGCUGUAGAAAUUCAAGCUGAUAAUGGAACCAUAAGCUUGUCUUCCAAAAUAUCGGCCAACGCGCAGCAUGUUUCCUCAACAAGUGAAACACACAGUGGAAGCUCAGGAGGAACAAUUCGUCUCAAGGCACGAAAGGUGAUUCUUCAACCUAACAGUCGCCUAGAAGUAGACGGUUCACCUGGAGGAUUAGCCAGUGCUAUCAAUACGGUAUCAGAUCGGUUUCUGCGUGCUGGCGGGGCAGGUGGAGUUGUUCAGAUCGUAGCAGCUUCGGGUAAUAUAGAACAACCAGAGGCCAUCUCGAUGAAACCUGGCAGCAGUAUUGGAACAAACUUAAGAUCUGAUCCUGGAUUCCUCUUGAUUAGAGAUUAUUCUGGCAAGUUCUACAAGACUUGGAAUUCAAGUUCGUCAUUUCCAAAUGUUGCCUAUUCGUGGGGUGAAGCAACGUCACAUGCUGUUAAAUACUGCCUGCCCAAUAGCCUGGGAACCCAUCGAACACUGGCACUUGACCAAGAUCCAAUAAAUAAACAAAUUCGACAGAUACAGCUACGAAGUUCCUGCUUAAAGAACCAAUCUGGUUUAAUCAAUCCCUUGGAGCUUGCAAACUACUUUGCAGGCUUGGUCACAGACAUUUAUUACGUGGUCAUCAACCAAUCACUUACCAGAAUCCAGCUCGAUGGAUGUGUUGAAGCRCUGACUGAACUGAAGGAUACCUACAUGAUCCUGGCCAAUACGUCACAAGUAAUCUCUCUCGGUGAUAAUUGGGAUUUCUGGGAUUUGUUUAACAAUGUUUCGCGGAUAGUUGAUGAGAUUAUUGAUCCACGCAAUAAACAAAUAUGGAACGAUUCAAAACUGAUUACUAUGCUUGAUCUCAUGGACGAAAUAAGCGAAAUAGCAGCAGGAAAAAUAUUACAAUCCUCGCCGGGUAUCGUUGCCAGACUCGGUUAUCUAGGCACAAAUAUGGCUAUUCAGAUCGUAAAAUAUGCCCAAGCAGAUUUCCAAGGCUUCUACUCAACCAUAAGCACAAGACAAGUUACAGACACAACCAUUCAAGACUCUGUUAUCCUACGUCGUGAAACUAUCGCAACACAUGUUACCAAUACAGAUAAAGUGUCAGUCGUGAUAAAAGUCUACAAAGACGUUGAGGGCCUUUUUCCAAGAGAUGUUGACAGCUCCAUAAGUGAAGACCAUAUUACACAGAAUAUGUCUCAUCUGGUAGCAAUAACAAUACUGAUCAAUAACAAGAACAUUAGGAUUCUAUCUGCUCCAAUACUUAUAAACUUUGCCCUCCAGAAUACCGCAUUAAGAGAAAGCACUCCGCAUUGUGUAUACUGGAACAAGUCAUCAAAUGCUUGGAAAAAAGACGGCGUAGAGUUUAUUUCAUCCAAUAACACGCAUAUUCAGUGUUCCACCAUUCACCUUACGACCUUUGCUGUCCUCUUCUCAACUACCAACGUCAAGUUUCCAGACCACCACGCCUUUGCCCUCGACCUAUUGACUUACAUAUGUUGUGGUCUAUCUAUUGCUGCACUGUCUAUUACCUUGAUUAUAUUUUACUCAAUCGAAGCACUCUCGUCUGAUCGCCAUCGCAUCCAUAUGCACCUCUCUUUAUCCAUCUUGUUAUCACAGCUUCUCUUCCUGAUCGGUAUAGAUGCCACGACACACAAGGUUCUGUGCGGCAUCGUAGCUGGGAUCCUGCACUACUUGUUCCUAGCCUCAUUCUCCUGGAUGUGUGUUGAAGGCUUUCAUUUGUACAUGAAGAUCGUCAGGGUCUAUGGAACUGAGAGCAUGAGAAUGAUGUAUUACUAUAUCUUUGGAUGGGGUUUCCCAUUGAUUUACGUUGGAGGCGCUGCUUCAAUAAACUCAUUUGGAUAUGGGACAAAUUUAGCGUGUUGGUUGUCACUUAAAAAUAGUUUUAUCUGGGUGUUCAUUGGACCAGUGGUUAUCGUUGCAUUGAUUAACCUGAUCAUCUUGGUGAUGGUCAUCAAGGUUGUGGUUACCUCAGCUGAUAUGCAGAAGUCCCAACGUGCUAGGAUAAUGUCAGGUGUGAAAGGUGUGUCAGUGUUGUUACCGUUGCUAGGGGUAACAUGGGUGUUCGGUCUGCUGAUCGUACAAGACAACUCGAUUGUCUUUAAGUACAUUUUCACGGUGACAAACUCACUCCAGGGUUUUUUCAUCUUUUCAUUUCACUGUGUUGGUAACAGCGAGGUGAGAGCAGCGCUAAAGAGAUUUCGCGCGAGAACGUUUGAUUUCAAUAGUGCGGUUUUCUUGCCCUCAAAUGGUGACGCAGUGAGUUCUAUAACAAGGAAAAGCCAAAAAUACAGAACAUCUAAAGAGAAAGUGGAGAAAACCAGAGUCCAUCCAUUAAAGAAUACUUCAAACCAAAAAUGAGCAAAAAAGCCUUUCAUUUGUCCAAAUGAAGAUGAAAAGGCAAGUUCGAAAUGAAACAAAAAGGCAAGAGUGGCGGCGUCACACAGAUGAACCGGAGACGUCUUCGAAAGUAGAAAGUUAAGAUAAGUAAUAGAUGAUGAUCUGCAUGGAUGGUAAUAACAAUAAUCACCAAGGUACUGAACUAAACAACAACAUCUACGGCUAUUUCAAAAAAGGUUGACUGACCGACUGAGAGACCGACUGACCGAUCGACCAAACGGUCAGACCAUUACGAACGUUAGACUCACAAUCAUGAUCAAACAUGCCAAAGUGAACGUGCGCCUUUGCUAAAUAUUAUCUAUAUAAAGAUUAAAUAGCUUAGGUUUGCUAAGCAUUUUUACAGAUACAUUAAACAGUACUUAAAAUCGUUUAAAGGAUAAAGUGAAGUCCCGAUUUUAUUUGCCUACUAUAAGCUAAAUUUGUGAUUGUAAUCAGGUAAAUAGGAUUGUAUUAUGUAAUGUUUAAUAAACGAGCAGGAGUGUUUUAUCGGGUAUAAAACACGAGGCGCAGCCGAGUGGUUUUAGACCCGAUAAACCACGAUCUGCGAGAUUAUUGA
This is a messenger RNA of Actinia tenebrosa (Australian red waratah sea anemone), 4059 nucleotides long. RefSeq lists its product as uncharacterized. Gene Ontology annotation, biological process: cell surface receptor signaling pathway; G protein-coupled receptor signaling pathway. The record is from RefSeq and is a predicted model, not a curated record. Gene Ontology annotation, molecular function: G protein-coupled receptor activity. NCBI's taxonomy places the organism in Eukaryota, Metazoa, Cnidaria, Anthozoa, Actiniaria, Actiniidae. Gene Ontology annotation, cellular component: plasma membrane.